Messenger RNA from Daldinia caldariorum, 2246 nucleotides. Its product is annotated as Metallo-dependent phosphatase. The record is from RefSeq and is a predicted model, not a curated record. The coding region runs from base 612 to 1829 and encodes 405 amino acids. Gene Ontology annotation, cellular component: cytoplasm. Gene Ontology annotation, biological process: G1/S transition of mitotic cell cycle; peptidyl-serine dephosphorylation. NCBI's taxonomy places the organism in Eukaryota, Fungi, Ascomycota, Sordariomycetes, Xylariales, Hypoxylaceae. Gene Ontology annotation, molecular function: protein serine/threonine phosphatase activity. The transcript has 4 exons.
CCAGCCGGGGGUUACAGGCGGAGGGUCACUUCCAACCUCGAGACUCGGACGUAGACGGCGCCCGAUCCUUGCGAAAGCCAAUUCAAAGUUUUAUUUUCUCAACUUCACAUACGGCACUGUAUUUGGAACAAAAGCUUCCGUGAAGCCACAAGCUACAACGGAGCCAAUUACCUUCCAAGCUCGAAUAUCCCACGAUUCUGAGGUCCACCACUUCCGUACAGACUUACUAGGUCCAAGCUCAGACGAACCUAGUGACACACCAAACUUCACUCUGCCUAUCGGAAAGCUGGUCCUUCGACGGCCGUGAAGUUUCAUAAAAAUAAACACCAAUCAUUCACAACUGGCAAUCCUCAAAUAACUUCCCCGCAAAGUUAAUUCGAAGUUUCCAGCUUGAGAGAAAUCCUAGAAGCUAAUGUUACGGAACCUUUUCACAGCAUCUUGGUGAAAUCUUUUGUCCUUAUUGCGCUUGGUGUUAUUGGUUUUACGGUCGCAGGUAUUCAAACUUGCUUCCUAUAGGCCGAUCCGAUCCUGUUAAAUCAAUACUGCUGCACAUAGCUUGGUUAUAGGUCAAAGUGCCAAAAAAAGGCAUUCCAGACAUCCACGAUAGGGCAAUGGGUUCUCCACGUACUGCGGUCCCUAAACCGGGACCAGCAAAACUCACUCCCGGAGCGGGUUUAGACGAAUGGCUCGAGCAAGCUAAGCAAUGCCGCUAUCUACCGGAGCCAGUCAUGAAAGAGCUUUGCGAAAUGGUGAAGGAAGUUUUGAUGGAAGAAUCCAACAUUCAACCCGUAAUCACACCAGUGACUAUCUGCGGUGAUAUCCACGGUCAGUUCUAUGACCUGCUCGAGCUAUUUCGCGUCAGUGGUGGCAUGCCAGGCCAACCUGCGACGGAACCUCCUGCGACUUCCACAGCCGUUAUCACAUCAGCCGAUAUCGAGCCUCCGACAGAGAUAACAAAUCCGAAGCUAAAGAAGAAGAUAAAGAAGCCCAAAACACCAACUGGAGAUGUUCCGGGACUUCCCAGCGAUGAAUCUACCAAUGUGGAAGAAGAUGAGGAAGAGGGCAACGAGCCUGGGCAGCGCAAUUCCUCAGAUGCUGCGCCGACUGUGUCAAAUGCUGAUGCCCGUUUUGUGUUUUUGGGUGAUUUUGUGGAUCGAGGUUAUUUCAGUCUCGAAACAUUUACACUACUUAUGUGUUUAAAGGCCAAGUAUCCGGAUCGUAUUGUUCUCGUCCGUGGAAACCACGAGUCUCGUCAAAUUACACAGGUAUAUGGGUUCUACGAAGAGUGCCAACAAAAAUACGGAAACGCUUCUGUUUGGAAGUCGUGUUGUCAGGUCUUCGAUUUCCUGGUCCUAGCAGCCAUAGUGGAUGGUGAAAUUCUCUGUGUCCACGGAGGUUUAAGUCCUGAAAUCCGCACUAUUGACCAGAUCCGCGUCGUAGCCCGAGCACAAGAGAUUCCUCACGAGGGUGCGUUCUGUGACCUUGUUUGGAGUGAUCCUGAAGAAGUCGAGACCUGGGCCAUCAGUCCGCGUGGUGCAGGGUGGCUUUUCGGUGAUAAGGUUGCAACGGAAUUUAACCAUGUUAAUGGGUUAAAAUUGAUUGCCCGUGCUCACCAGCUUGUUAACGAGGGCUACAAGUAUCACUUUCCUCAAAACUCGGUUGUCACGGUCUGGUCAGCUCCAAACUACUGCUACCGCUGCGGAAACGUUGCUUCCAUCAUGUCGGUUGACAAGAACUUGGACCCAAAGUUUAGCAUAUUCUCAGCUGUGCCUGAUGAUAUGAGACAUGUACCAGCAGGACGGCGCGGGCCCUCUGAUUACUUCUUAUGAUGCAUUAUGCAUGAGUUACAAAGACCCGCCACGGAAUUUUGAAGUUCUUGAUACCACCACAAAGGCGUUAAUAGGGGAAGGCUUUUAUUUAUUUACUCAGUUUCCAGUCUAUUCUCACAGCAUGAAGGAAUGAUGAGCGGAGACCAAAGGGUAUAGACACACAAGGCCCGGGCAUAUAUGAUGGCAGGAAAGGAUGGGGGGGGAAAGGAUAGGGGUCUACCAUGGAAAUGUAGCACCGUAUUUCACGGUAGCGUUUUGAUCUGUAUAGUAGAACUCUGAAAGUGCUCUCUCUAGUACGUACCUAGGUAGUGGUCCAAGAGAGAGUCAAGAAUGACCUGUGCACUUUGAGUUUCAACACUAUGAAUUCCGCUUUAUGGAGCUAUGUCUUAAGCUAUGUCUUAAUAUGAACACUGCAAC